Neogale vison (American mink) is the source of this 2101-nucleotide messenger RNA. RefSeq names its product SH3 domain binding kinase 1 (gene SBK1). The record is from RefSeq and is a predicted model, not a curated record. The transcript has 4 exons. Gene Ontology annotation, molecular function: ATP binding; protein serine/threonine kinase activity. Lineage: Eukaryota; Metazoa; Chordata; Mammalia; Carnivora; Mustelidae. Bases 780 to 2036 code for a protein of 418 amino acids. Gene Ontology annotation, biological process: peptidyl-threonine phosphorylation; peptidyl-serine phosphorylation.
GCCGGGGCCGGGGCCCGAGCACCGGGCGGAUCGCAAGCGGGAGCCGCAGCCAGAGCCCGGACCAGGCCGGGGUCCGGGACCGCAGGGCCGGGCUGCUCGUAGCGGUGGCAACGGAGCCCCCCAGCGGCUGAGGGGCUACCUCCCAAUUCCUGCCGGUGGCCGGGACUCAGCAAGCCCCCGCAGCCGGGGAGCGCGGGGAUCCCCCCCACCACCUCCAGGACCCAGAGACCCCCAAGAAAGCGGGAGACCCCUCCAGAUCCAACAGAAAGCGACUCCCCAGCUGGGGAAAGCGGAGACUUCCUCGGUAUUCAGAAGACAGUGACCUCCCUACGGUACGGCUAAGACUCCCCCUCUUCGAUCUGGCCCCCCCAAGACCUAGAACGCAGUGACCCCCCCCGUCCGGGAUUGCUGGGACACCCCCCCCCGGUCAAGAACCUGGUCGUUACAACUCCACACCUCAAGACACGAAGACCCAGCUCAGAACGCCCCUAGAUCAGGGGGUUCCUACACCCCCCAAAUUCCGGUACACAGGAACCCCAAAUCUAGGGAACUGAGGACAGCGCGAGAGCUAUCCCUCACCAGCAGGAGGCCUCGGGGCCCCCCUCAAAGCUCCAGGACUCGGGCGACCGAGCCCCUCGCGGCGCCCUUUGCAUCCCAGCCUAUGGUUGUGGCGCCCUGAGCCCCCCCGGGCCGGGCGGACGGAAACCGACACGGCGCCCAGGCCCCCCGCCGCGGCGUCCCCGCGGCCCCAGCCCAGGUAAGCCGGGCCCAGGGAGAAGAUGAGCGUGGGCUGCCCAGAGCCCGAACCACCCCGCUCCCUGCCCUGCUGUGGGCCAGGGACUGCCCCUGGGCUGGGUGCAGGCGUGCCCCUCCUCACUGAAGACAUGCAGGCACUGACCCUCCGCACGCUGGCCGCCAGUGAUGUGACCAAGCACUACGAACUUGUCCGGGAGCUAGGCAAGGGCACCUACGGGAAGGUCGACCUCGUGGCCUACAAGGGCACAGGCACGAAAAUGGCACUGAAGUUUGUGAACAAGAGCAAGACGAAGCUGAAGAACUUCCUGCGGGAGGUGAGCAUCACCAACAGCCUCUCCUCCAGCCCCUUCAUCAUCAAGGUCUUUGAUGUGGUUUUUGAGACAGAGGACUGCUAUGUCUUCGCCCAAGAGUAUGCGCCCGCGGGGGACCUGUUCGACAUCAUCCCUCCCCAGGUGGGGCUCCCCGAGGACACGGUGAAGCGCUGCGUGCAGCAGCUGGGCCUGGCGCUGGACUUCAUGCACGGGCGGCAGCUGGUGCACCGCGACAUCAAGCCCGAGAACGUGCUGCUGUUCGACCGCGAGUGCCGCCGCGUGAAGCUGGCCGACUUCGGCAUGACGCGCCGCGUGGGCUGCCGCGUGAAGCGGGUCAGCGGCACCAUCCCCUACACGGCGCCCGAGGUGUGCCAGGCGGGCCGCGCCGACGGCUUCGCGGUGGACACGGGCGUGGACGUGUGGGCCUUCGGCGUGCUCAUCUUCUGCGUGCUCACCGGCAACUUCCCGUGGGAGGCGGCGUCGGGCGCGGACGCCUUCUUCGAGGAGUUCGUGCGCUGGCAGCGGGGCCGCCUGCCGGGGCUGCCGUCGCAGUGGCGCCGCUUCACGGAGCCCGCGCUGCGCAUGUUCCAGCGCCUGCUGGCCCUGGAGCCCGAGCGCCGCGGCCCGGCCAAGGAGGUCUUCCGCUUCCUCAAGCACGAGCUCACGUCCGAGCUGCGGCGCCGGCCCUCGCACCGCGCGCGCAAGCCCCCCGGGGACCGGCCGCCCGCCGCCGGGCCGCUGCGCCUCGAGGCGCCCGGGCCGCUCAAGCGGACGGUGCUGACCGAGAGCGGCAGCGGCUCCCGGCCCGCGCCCCCCGCCGUCGGGCCCGCGCCCGCGCCCGCGCCGGUGCCCGUGCCCGUGCCCGAGGCCGGCCUGGCGCCCCCGGGGCCCCCCGGCAGGACCGACGGCCGCGCGGACAAGAGCAAAGGGCAGGUGGUGCUGGCCACGGCCAUCGAGAUCUGCGUCUGAGCCGCCUCCGCCGCCCUCGGGGCCGACGCGCCGUGCUCGCCCUGGGCCGGGCCGCCGGGAGCCGU